AUGAUGCGCGUAGAUACGAGCGGUUUCAAGAACAUGCGGGUUUACUGGAUGGCCUUUGUCGUAUAUUGGGGGAUUGUCUUGUUCGGUUAUGAUACCGGCAUUGGCGGAGGAGUCGUCAGCGCGACCUACUUCCUCGAACACUUUGGGCUCCUCAACGCUGACGGCACCAAGAACCAGAAGAAGGUCGACGCCGUCUCCUCAAACGUCGUCUCCGUGCUCCAAGCCGGCGCGUUCUUCGGCGCGUUAGGUUCUGCCCCACUGUCAGCUAAAAUUGGACGCAAGUACACCUUGUUCAUCUUCAGUAUGGUUUUCUGCGUUGGUGCUGUUUUGACUACGGUAGCAAGCACCCCGCAAAGAGGCCUUGCGGAGAUUUAUGCUGGUCGGGUCAUUUCCGGUGUCGGCAUUGGUGCGAUUUCCGCCGUUGCGCCCGCGUUCGUGUCCGAGUGCUCUCCGAAGGAAGUGCGAGGAAGGAUUACGGGGCUAUUUCAGAUCAUGGUUGCUACUGGUGUCAUGAUCUCGUAUUUCGUGAAUUAUGGUGUUGGGAUUCACAUCCCUACGGGCGUCAACGUCUGGAGAAUACCGUUUGCAUUGCAGCUCGUUCCAGCAGGGAUCAUGUUCUUUGGACUGUUCACCAUCAAGGAAUCACCACGAUACCUCGCCUCUGUGGGAAAGAACGAAGAGGCACUGCGAAAUUUGGCCUAUCUCCGACGAGAGCCUGAAGAUUCCGAGGAGGUGCUCGCGGAGAUGGCUGAAAUCGAGGUCGCCAUUCAAGAGGAACAGGAAGCGCGGAAAGGGCUUGGCCUCAGGGAAGCGUUCUUGGGGAAAGGAAACUUUGUCCGAUUCGUGAUCGCCUUUGUCAUUUUCUUCUUGCAACAGUGGGCGGGACAGAACUCCGUGAACUACUACGCUCCUCAAAUCUUUGCCUCGAUCGGAUUUGCCGCACGAAAGAACUCUCUGCUUGCUAGUGGAAUUUAUGGUGUCAUCAAGGUAGUUGCCACAGCUAUCUUCAUCUUUUUCGGAGUGGAGGCCCUGGGACGCAAGUUAUCUCUUUUUAUCUCGGCGAUGGGGAUGGGUAUCCUCUUCUUCAUCAUCGGCGCCCUUCUCAAGACACACCCGCCCCCUGCUACGGACGCGAACCAUCCCGCGCCGUCGCCUCCACCUGCAUCCAAGGCCAUGGCGGCAAUGUUGUAUAUUUACGUGUGCUUCUAUUCUAUGGGAUGGGGGCCACUUCCGUGGGUGUACGUCUCAGAUAUCUUCCCGACUCGAACGAGGCAUUACGGUCUGGCUCUUGCAAGCUCGUCUCAGUGGCUCUGGAACUUCGUUGUCUCGAAGGUUACGCCUGACCUUGUCACGGACUUGGGCUACAAGUUGUUCCUCAUGUUCGCGACUAUCAAUAUCGGAGGGAUGGCAGUCUUCUCAUUGUUGAUUCCGGAGACGCAAGGACGGAGCUUGGAAGAGAUGGAUGUCGUUUUCGGUUCGAUCUCGAAGGAGCAGCGGAAAGCUGAUAUUAACAAGCGGACGAAAGAAAUUCAUCAACCGGAGUCUAGCCAUUCAAUUUCGACCGACCAGAAGGUUUAA
Messenger RNA from Cyclocybe aegerita, 1578 nucleotides. The record is from the annotation of a GenBank genome assembly. Lineage: Eukaryota; Fungi; Basidiomycota; Agaricomycetes; Agaricales; Hemipholiotaceae.